Rhagoletis pomonella (apple maggot) is the source of this 1649-nucleotide messenger RNA. RefSeq lists its product as uncharacterized. The record is from RefSeq and is a predicted model, not a curated record. The transcript is spliced from 6 exons. NCBI's taxonomy places the organism in Eukaryota, Metazoa, Arthropoda, Insecta, Diptera, Tephritidae. Bases 414 to 1628 code for a protein of 404 amino acids.
AAUACCAGUUUUUCGAUCUAAAAUUCGCAUGAAAUUUGGUUUUUUAACAAAUGAAUGCGAAAGCAUAUUGCAAAGAAAGCAAGAGAGAAGAGCGAAAAAAGAGCAAAGAAAUACCAGUUUGCAAAGUAAAGCUUCUUUUCAAAAAGUAUGGGCGUCAGCUUGUGUGUGGCAUCUAUGCGACGCUAAUGCCAACUGUGACAUACAGCAAAGCAACACUAUUUGCAUAUACCGCAUAAAGAGCAGCAACAAGAACAACAAUAAUAGCAAGAAUUAGAAGCACACCAGUCAGCAGAAACUCGUCGCAAGCCAAGCCAGCAAAAGGUGCCACGAAUACGUGUGUUUCAACAGCAACAAGGAUACCAAAGAAGCUAAAACAACAAUAAAAAGCACAUCAACAACACAGCCGAACAAACAUGAAAAUGAAAGCCAAACAUAAAACGUGUGUUGUGGCGGCGGCGGCAGCCGCAACUGGUGUCGGUGUGGGUGCGGGUGAGAAAAUGAAAUCGGUGAUAUUGUAUCCAUAUGGACCGCUAACGGGGACAGGAUGUUGUCGGAUGUUGCAUGCGAAAAAUUUGGCGUUAACAAGUGCGAUUUACACAAUUAAUAUGUCACUUUUAAUCGUGUUAAUAUACUCAUGGCGUAUAAAUGUGAAUAUGCGUAAAGCGGAGACGCUGGAGGAUGUUUACUAUGGUGUUCAAAUAGCAUAUUUCGCCAUUAUUGGCACACAAAUGUCCAUGAUAGUGUUAAGUGUUAUGCUCAUAUUCGGAAUUUAUAAGGAAAACCCUGGUCUCAUAGUACCAUGGAUAAUUGGUUACAUCACUUUCAUGGCAUUGGAGGCAGUGGCCAUGGUCUACUCCAAUGUUUUGCGAGAUCAUGUAAAUAAGCAAUUCGACGCUAUGUGCAAAGCGGAGGUGGCCUUCUUCAUAGCUCGUGCAGUCAUUAAUGUUCUUGCCAUGUGGGGUGUUAUGCGUUUUUACAAUUUGGUGCGUGCGGGCAUCACAUGGAAGGGACCCGAGGUAAUUGAGCUUAGAUAUAACGCCAACGACUCUCAUCAAGUCGAAACGCGCUUUCCCAGCACUCACACAUAUCAAAUGUCCUCCCAUUACCAAACGCAGGCAAAAACCACGUCGGCGGCGGCAGCGACGGCAUAUCAUCACUGCAAUGGUGGCAGCAGUAGUAAACACCGCCGGCUCAACUACAUAUCCGAUGUGGAACGCAAACCAACCGGCUGUUGUUUCUUCGAUUUCGACGACUACGACGACGAUGAUGACGACGAAGGGUUAGAAUGUGGUGAUGACGAUUAUUAUUACGAUGAUUACUACUACGAUGAUGAUGACGAGGAUAGCUCUGAUUGUAUGAUGCUUGGCGCAUCGCUACAACUGAACCGUUCCUGCAACCGCACACAUCGUUCAGGACACCUGCAUGCACAUACGCACUCAUCGCGGUUGCGCAACAACAACAUACGCACAGUGCUGAUAAACAAGCGGCAUCAAAAGUACAAAAUCGCGCAACCGCAGACACGGCUCGAAGUGAUCAACGAGUCAGAGCGUAGCGCCGGGAGCGGUAGCGAUGAGAACGACUCACUGCUGGUCGCCUACGAUAGCACAUCGUCGUUGGCAUCGGUUUGACAUUGGCCGGGGUGCGGCUGU